AUGGCACGAAGAUACAACUCACAAGCGCCCACUGCCGUUCUUCACCAUUUUAACCACACAGGAUUUGCAACUUCCGGAAUCAAAGCAUCUAUAUGCGUCGAUGGCAACCAUAACGCUAUUCCAUGGACAAGAAGCCGAGACAGACAGGAUAUCAUGGAACACACGUGGCUGAGCCUCGAAGUAGCUCAAGGUGAAGAUGGCAGGAAGGCUGAUGGACAAGCGCUCCUUCAAGAUGUCACUGCUUUUAAUCUGUUAUGUCGUGCUUCGUCAACUCGAGGAUAUUUCGAGUUAGGCAACCAUUGUAACGACCAAAUCUUUCAAUCACUGUUAGAAGAAUGGCCGAGUCGAGACGACAUUCGCCAGAACUUCAACGAUCACGGAUCUUUUUGGGGCGAUUAUGAACAUCGCGACCGUCGACCUGUCACUCUUGAGCCAGCACAUGAUGGAGCUCUGUCCUGGGAUCAUCCCAUGAAUAUCCUCGAGGACAUCGGUAUAGGUACACCCGGACCUCUGGCUCUUGUGGCCCUGUCGCUUUUCGGCAAUGGGUCGUUCUUCCACCUCGCUAGUGAACGGCCACAGAAAGAUAUGAAUUCCACCAUGCGCGAAAUUUGUCAGUCAGAGAAUUAUCCAUUUCAACGUCUCGGUGUCGAGAACAUGUAUUACAACAGAUUAUGUGCUGGUGGCGCGGGAUCAAGUCAAUAUAGGCAGGAAUAUCCUCCAAUGGGGAAUUAUCAUGGCAAGGUUAACUACGAGGUCCUACCCAUUUUCGUCGCACGUGUCUUGGAGACUUUCCGUCAUCCGAAAGAGGCCGAAUCUCUUUUAUACAUGGGAAUGUUCUUUGCGAAUGAGGUACUACUCAGAGAAUCCGCCACUGUGUUUGGAACUGUGCAGUCUCGAUCGAUAUACUCAUCCCCUGGCUGGACGAUCCUCAAGCCACGAAAGACAACGACAAUGAUAGUAGUUAUAUCUACGCUGAUUGUCGUAUAG
Fusarium venenatum is the source of this 987-nucleotide messenger RNA. RefSeq lists its product as uncharacterized. The record is from RefSeq and is a predicted model, not a curated record. NCBI's taxonomy places the organism in Eukaryota, Fungi, Ascomycota, Sordariomycetes, Hypocreales, Nectriaceae.